AUGGUGACGAAGGGAGUAGGAGCGGGAGGGAGUGGGGGUGACGACGCAUGGGCUAGGGCAGGGGACGGGAACGGGAAUGGGAGUGGGAACGGGAAGGCGACGGUGCAGGAGUUGCCGUGGCGUGAGCUAGAGAACAACCGGGGCCGGGAGCGCCGUCGCCGGAUGAUCGCGGCGAGGAUCUUCACCGGGCUGCGCAAGCACGGCAACUACACCCUCCCCCGGCACUGCGACAACAACGUCGUGCUCAUGGCGCUCUGCGAGGAGGCCGGCUGGACCGUGGAGGCCGACGGCACCACCUACCGCAUGGGACCCAAGCCUCCGGCAGGUGAUGAUCAGCAUAUGGCCGACGUUGGCGGGUCGUCUGCUCCGGUGAACCCACCAGGCGGAGCUUCCUACAGCCUGACCCGGGCGUCGUCGCCCUCCGGCAUCACGCUCGGCGGCGGUGGCAGCAGCGGGGCCGACCCCGUUCCGGCGUGGCUCAAGAACCUGUCCAAGCAGCUCAGCGACAACUCGUACCCCAACUUCUUCGCGAGCUCCUCCAACUCCAACGCGCCGGCGACGCCGCAGAACGGCACCCCGCCCUCGUCCCCGCCGCGCCUCCGCAAGAAGGCGCGCUACUCCUCCCCGCCGCCCGCCACCCCCCCGCCGAGCCCCGCGAGGGCCUCCAACGUGCUGCCGCCUCCGUUGGCUACGGGCGCUGGCGCCAGCAGCUACUCCUUCCAGACCUCCACCCCGCCGCUGAUGAGCACCGUCACCGGCGGCCGGGCCCCCGGCCCCGACCCGGUGACCCUGAUGGCGGGGUUCCAGAUAUCCACCGCCGCGGCCAACAAGGCACCGGCCUACAGCAGCUUCGUGGCGUCCGGCGCAUCGUCGCUCGGCGCCGGGAGCUCUGCUUCUGCUUCUGCCUGGAUGCUGCCGCCGCUGCCGGGACGGAGCGGCGGCGGGGCGGCGUCGUCGGUCCGUGGCCGCGGUGGCGCGCUGCUGUCCCCGCUCGGGUUCUCGUUCAGCAGGAGCGGCGGGGAGCAGUCGGGCGCAAGGGAGGAGAAGGUGAUGACUGAGAAGAACGCCGACGAGGAGGAGGGCCUGGAGCUCACCCUGGGGAACGCGGAGACCCGCAAGGACCGCGCUUGA
Miscanthus lutarioriparius is the source of this 1131-nucleotide messenger RNA. The record is from the annotation of a GenBank genome assembly. Lineage: Eukaryota; Viridiplantae; Streptophyta; Magnoliopsida; Poales; Poaceae.